AUGAGGGGGGGCGAGUCGAGAGUACUUACGGGCACUGUACUGCCAUGUUGCAAUGCCGGCGGUCAGCAGGCCCUGCUAGGCGGAUGGCCAUGUACACUACUGAGAGUGCCAGCGCUCGUCGCAGAUGCCACGACGGCUGACCCCCCAGUCCAGCCGUUGGCGUGGCUCUUCGUAGCGCUGCAGCGCGCAGAUCACCCUGCUCCUUGCCCGCCCAAGGGAGCGACCAUGAAACAGGCCGAAAGACCCGUCGCUCCCGGAACGUCAUGUAGUCAGGGCGUUUUGCUUCCUGAAAAGCACAGUCGCUCAUUUCAUUUGUCUCGCCGACAAGCCAAGGCCACGUCUGGCAACGCCUCGAAGCCCUAUCCGCUUGCUGCAUCUCGCCCGCCUCGUCGACUCUUCCUCUCUCGCCCGUCUCCAUCUGCCAGGGCUCUACUAGCACUGGCCAACUGUUCAGCCCUCGCUGACAAGCUGUAUUCCUCAAUCUCACACGACACACCCGUCAACACCAUGAUCCUCAGAGAAUCAGAGUCCAACAACAUGGGCCGCGGUGCUUACGACACGACUGGCACUCCCAAGCCGUCGCCCACCACCACGCCGCCAACCAAAUAA
Messenger RNA from Bipolaris maydis ATCC 48331, 609 nucleotides. NCBI's taxonomy places the organism in Eukaryota, Fungi, Ascomycota, Dothideomycetes, Pleosporales, Pleosporaceae. The record is from RefSeq and is a predicted model, not a curated record.